Molecule: messenger RNA, 4172 nt
Organism: Dinoponera quadriceps
Lineage: Eukaryota; Metazoa; Arthropoda; Insecta; Hymenoptera; Formicidae
Product: F-box only protein 33
Exons: 7
Coding region: 22-1686 (554 amino acids)
Biological process (GO): positive regulation of protein ubiquitination; SCF-dependent proteasomal ubiquitin-dependent protein catabolic process
Cellular component (GO): SCF ubiquitin ligase complex
Molecular function (GO): protein binding
Source: RefSeq, a predicted model, not a curated record
GAUCGCGACGGUACGUUAUCGAUGACCGACGUGCUGAACAUGAUACAGGUCUGCAAUGACAAACAGCACAACAAGGUCCCAUGCCAGAAGAAGAAGUACCGCGUUACCAACAAGACCGCGUCAACAACGAUGAUAGCGGCUUUCGCGGAGGCGUUGGCGAAGGAGGUGGGGGACAGGCCGCAGAGCCUGGCGACAACGUCGGUGAAGAAGUGCGAGGGGCAGCAAUCUUCCUCCUCACUCGAGGCGAACAGCUGUUCGUCCCGCUGUUGUUGUUGCAAGCCCGCCGUCGCGAGUCGCAGCACAGAAAUGGCGCAAGAGGAUUCUUCCGACGGCCCCUCCUGGGACAAUCUGCCUAUCGUUAUCCUGCAGGAGAUCUUUUCGUAUUUGCCGCACGAAUCGAGGAUAAAAGCCUCCCAGGCGUGCAAAAAUUGGAGGUACACCUUGUUCCACCCGAGCUUCUGGAAAAAAAUCGCUUUUGUGUUCAAAGAUGAGGACAGUCUUUCGUGGGUCAGAUUCAUGGUGGAUCGUUAUGCUCUGAGUGUGCAGGAAGCAACGAUACGUUGGAAUAUACUCAACAGUAAAUACAUUGACUACAGGAGCGAGACUUACAAUCUUCUGAAGAAGCUAGGCUGCAACAGGCAACUGAGAAAAUUGUUUUUGGAAUUCAACAAUUGCAUUUACGACUAUUUUGACUAUGAGAGUAACAGCUAUUAUUCCCAGUCUCUGAGGGAAUGGGUGGUGAGAAUUAUCGAGACUUCCAAUUGCCUGGAAGUUCUGAGUCUGGGAUGCUCGGAGGAGCUAGCAGCGGAUAUGAUUGCCAUUCUAGAGCCCCUCCGUCUUCACCACGCCAAGCAUUUAACGCAGCUCAACAUGGCGACCGUCAAAGACGACCCUGAUCAUUACAAGAUUAAGGAAUUCGAUAAUUCUAUCUUUGAUUCGUUUACUAGAUUAUCCAUUUUAACCUUGGAUCAUGAAUUUGUUAGCGAUACCACGUUGAAGGCGCUAGAAAACGGUUGCUUGAAGAGACUAGUGAUUCACAUACACUGCUGGCGAAAUGAACCGUGGACGACGAACAGGGCCUGGCAGAAGUUCGUUCAAAAGAACCCGCAGUGCGAAUUGAGACUCAACCUCAUACAUUCUUAUUUCGGCGUUAAAAGUCUGGACACUGAGAUACUACGUGCGGCGAUGCCGUUGACACAUCUGAAAGUUCUGUUCUGCGAGAGCGUUAAUGUCAGAGCGAUGCUUAGAAUAUCAUUGUGGUACUCGCACACGCUGAAGUCGUUGACGUGGAUAGACUCGGUGAAUCGUAAAAAUGAUCUCCAAGACUGCCUGCCGUACACGCUCGAUCCGAACGAUCCAAUGAGCCCGGAUCCGAUGGUGUUGAUAGCAUGGAAGUGCACCAAACUCUCGAAAAUAAUGUUCUUAGGUCGCAAAUACUACGACGAGAACCUGUUGGCCAUCGUGCGUCUCCGAGAGAGCAAUCUCAAGAUGUUGGUCAUCGCGAAGAAUGAUAUCACAUUCGAAUCGUAUGAGAAGCACGAGAGCACCAUGCAGGAAAUUCAAAAGAUCAUGGGUUCGCUCUGGACACCAUUGAACGACUCGGAUCUGCCGCCGGUGAUAUUGGACCCUUUCAAAGGCGACAGCAGAGAUGUGAUCAUGCCGCUGGUCCUGAAAGAUCAGAAGUAAUAUCGCAAAGGAAAAUCUCCACCCAGUAUGAAUUCACCCGGCAACCACAAGGACUUCUGGAUCACUGGCAUCUUAAAAAAAAGUAAAGUCUCAUUAGGUUACAUUUUAUUCUUUUGUAAGAUUUUUGUUUUUUUUUUGUCUUCUUUUUGAUGAGACGUUAGUCAGCCGAAGUUAGAGGGCUCUCUCGAGCGGCGAAUACGUGCUGCGAAACCCGAGAUUUCGCUUUGUCAGAGGUAUCGGCGUCUCCCGAGUGAGAAUUGUAUUGGGGUAUACAAUGUAUACAGAGAGUGGUAAACGCACAUGUAGCUUCUCCUUGUUUACGAUAUGUCUUGAGGUUUCGUAUAUACGAAUGUGAUAAAACUAUCGUAGUUAACUGAAUCUACUUUCGAUUUGCCGAAUACGAUCCGAGGCAAAUUACGGCGAAUUUACAACAAAACUGAAGCGAUGCACGGAGAAUAAGAGGGAGGAGGGAAGGGGGGAGGGGGUGAUUUACAUAUAUAUAUAUAUAUUAUAAUUUUUUUUCCUUUACAUGGGAAGCACGAAUCGCACUUCGACAUUGACGAGGUAUAACGCGCGCUAUGAAACAAUCACGUGAAACACGCAACGUUAACGCACUGUGAAAAAGCAAUAUGCGCCGAACGAUCGUCCCUCUCGCCUAAAAUCGAUGUAUCACCGGAGAAAGAAGCCAGGAUACAUUUUUUUAUAAUCACGAUAAUAUUUCCGGUUAAUGAGGUGCAGUACGUCGGAAAAACGAUAUUGCAGUCUCCUGAAAGAGAGGGAGAAAAAGAGAAAAUGAGAAUCCUCCGUCUUGAUUCUUGCCACCAGACUUACGCAUAGCGUGCAGUUAGAACCGGGGAGCAAAAAAAAGCGAGCAACCUGGUUUUUUUUUUCGUUCAGAGAAACAAGAAGAAAACAAACUGCGACACGCGAGAGAAGGGGAGAGGCUCGAUCUCAUGAUCUUCCAUUGGAAUGAAUAACGUAUAAUUCCACGCGUGAUGUGCAAAAGCGACAACAGAUGCGUUAUAACAACAUAUUUUUCCAACUCUCUGCGAACGAACAGGAGAGAAAGAGAAAGAGAGUAAAAUGUAAAAGCGUGCGCCAAGAGCAUGACGUGCGAGAGUAAAUGUCUUUUAAUGCGGAAAAAAAUGGAGUUCGUCAGAAUAAGCGGCGUAAGCGUAACAAUGAGAGUAUCGCGCUCAAAAUGACGGAGAAAACGUUGCGAAGUCGAGAUAUAGCGAUCCGAGGUUAUUUUUAAUACCAAGACCAAUCGGACGCUUUUGUAUAAAUAUUAACGUAAAGAGCGCAGUUGAAAAUGCGUGAUGCGCGGAUAGAAGAACGAGAGAGAGAGAGAGAGAGAGAGAGAGAGAAACCGAAAAAGUCGCGCUCUAAAGAAACAUCUGUCUGUGUAUAGCAUUUCGACAGAUGCGUCGAUAACGAGAAUAAUAGUCGUGUGCGAGUAACCAAUAUAUAUAUACAUAUAUAUAUUACUGUCUAUAUCACCGUGCUCUUAGCGACCGCUUAUGACGAACGCAUAAAUAUAGUUGGUAUCUGUAAAAUCGGAGAUAUAUAAAUAUAUUAACCGCUAAUCGCGUAUAUAUGUAUAUGUAUAUGUAUGUACAAUUGUAUUAUUUGUCGAACUUUGAAACUUUAACAUCAUCCGGAUGCAGCGCGCAAUCUAUUUCUUUCGUGUAAUCUAUUUAAUGUGAUAAGAAUUUUGAGCAAAUGAGAGUGAGAGAGAGAGUGUGUGUGUGUGAAUAAGAGAGAGAAAGAGAGAAACAGAGCGAUCCGUAAGAACAAAGAUGAAAUACCAAAACGCAGCGUAUACUGUAUAACACACAGACAUACACACACACACACACAUACAUACACACACAGUUUACUAUAUUCCGAGAGAUUAUUUACCUGUUUUUUCGGGCCCUUGUAUAAUUAUAUUGCAUUAUCGUGUAUCUCGUAACUUGUAGUCACGUAUAUUACGUUUUUUUUUAUAUGUGAUUUCCGUGUAUGUGUACAUAACAUCUCUCGCUUGUUUUUUGGAACACGAUGAAUGCGUGCGCGAAUAAUGUGUGCAGUCGCAUAUAUAUAUACGGAUAAAAAAAGGAAAAAGAAAAAAUCAGUGGGGGAAUGUUCGAUUGCGAGUUAGAUGACAAGGAGAGAAGAAGAAAUAUGCGCGGAGGAAAGAACUUUCUGUUUUGACGAACGACCAUACUGUUAUACAAGAUGAACGGGCCUUUUAACAUGUACCUGAGUCGCGGUAAGGGUAAAUUCAUCGAUAAAUCUGAUACGCGACGUAUACCAUAGAGAGAGAGAACGUUUGAACAUCCUAUAACGAUCGCGUCCCAACAAACGUGCGCGAAGAGAGAUUAUAUCAGAGGUGAAACUAAUUGGGAACGCGGUAACGAGAUGCACAUGCGCUUUCACAUAUAUAUGUAUAUCUAUAUAUAUUUACAUAUGUAUGUGUAUUUAUGUGUUUAUAUACGUAAAUAUAU